GCAGCAUUGUGUAAAUCGUGCUUAGUGUGGCCGACACCAGAACAGGAGAAGAAGAAAGUGUUUGACUGGUGAAACACUACCUGGUUGGGUCGUGGCGCCAGCAGUAAGAUUGAAAACCAACAGAAAGGCAGUGUGUUGGGAGUUUGAUGUCUGAGCCAAACAACAUCUUCCUAAAUUUUUCAUAAAGAACAAGUGAGUCUGCAAGCCAGGAAAGAACAUGGAUGCUUCAGCAGGAGUAAAAACAUGGUUCUUGAUUUAGCUCACCUUCUGAAUCUUCGUGUUAAAAUGUGCAGUCAGGAAAAUAGCGAGCUCAGCAAGAUUUUAAAGGCUGAUGAUGAUGUCGAUGACCUCUCAGCAAGUGAUGAAUCUGAGCCUGAAGAACAACCCUGCGGUGCACCCUUUGACCCCGAACUGGACGUGGACGACGAUGACGGGGAGGUUGGGGCUGCUGUUCCAGCUGCUGGACAAAAAACCUUCAGUCUGAAAGGAGGGAGCUCGGGUUUCUCAAGCCGCAGCCACAGCAUCUUUGACUGCCUGGACAGUGUUGCCAAGCUGGCCUCCUCAUCAUUAGGCCAGGACAACGUUAUAGACGGAGUGUUUGCUCGGCCUCUGCCUCCAGCCCCCAGCCGCAAGACGAGCCAGCCUCCGCCUAGCAGCUCCACACCAGCAAAGAAGAGAGGAGUACCAGACUACCUAGUGAACCCGGAUCGCUGGACCCACUACAGCCUGGAGGAUGUGGCUGAGACCAGUGACCGAGGCAACAGCAGGGUGGCCCACCAGUACCUGGCCAGCCUGCAACAGAAGAAAGAAGAGCCACAGCCCGACAGCCAGGGUGAUUCCUUCUGUAGCACCCAGCAGAAGAUCAUCUUCUCCAAGCCCAGCCAUCUGGCCAAGAAGCCUGCUGAUGAGUCAUCAGCUGUUAGAGGCCAGGAGAAAGGGAUGCGCCUCAGUCACCUGGAGGAAGAGGAAGAUGAGUACGCAGUGGGGAAGGAGAAAAAGAAGACUGUAGGACGGAGAACAGAUGAGUGCAAAGAGGAAAGUGUAAGAGGGAAGGAUGAGGUUAAACAGACCAGGGCAGCCAUCGGUCAACCAGAGGCUGAGGAAAAGGAAAAGAAACGUGUUCAAAAAGAAAGAGGUGUGGACGAGGAGGAGGAAGUGGAAGAGAAGAAAGAACAGGCCAACCCCAGCUUUGCCUCCUUUAGAAAGAUGAACCAGAAGAACUACAGGAAGAGCUCACGGCAAGAGGACUGAGGAUAGCAGGCCUGGUGCCUCACAACCACACCACCAUACGAUUCUGUCACUUCUUCUGCCAUUGUAAAAAGCUAUGCCCCUCAUCACACAACUGCUCCAUAUUUGAAAAACUGUCCAGUCAAAUCUUAAAAGUCCAAUUUAGAAAAUGUUGCAGCUCUACUGUACUGUACUCAUACAGCGUCUUAGUUGUGUCAACAAAUCUCUGAGUCGCAGAAAUGAUUCUCUGGUCCUCAGUGUCAGUUCAUAAAUGCAAACACUACAAGGUCAUAUAUCAUCAUCGUUAUGGCUUAUUAAGUUUCAGAUUUGAUUUAUAAGGGUGUCCAUUUAAUUUUAGGCCACUUGUCUGUGUUGAAACAAAUCCUUCAGCACAAUGUUGAACUAUUUGGUAUGUCAAGACAUCCCUUAAACACAGCUUACAGUGAUGGACUGAGGAGACAUUUGGGUAGUGGACCAGUUAGUUUUUAUUUUUAGUGGAGGAACCAACAUCACUUGGUCAAGGGAAGGGAGCUUUGAAACAGUAUAGGAAUUUUAACACUGUUGGUCAUUAAUUUGUAUUUGAUUUUUAUUCCUUGUUGCAUAUUUUGAUUUUUGGAAUACCUUGGAUCUUGAAUAAAAAAUAUUGA
Messenger RNA from Thunnus maccoyii (southern bluefin tuna), 1874 nucleotides. RefSeq names its product tumor suppressing subtransferable candidate 4 (gene tssc4). The transcript is spliced from 3 exons. NCBI's taxonomy places the organism in Eukaryota, Metazoa, Chordata, Actinopteri, Scombriformes, Scombridae. The record is from RefSeq and is a predicted model, not a curated record. The coding region runs from base 244 to 1251 and encodes 335 amino acids.